CUUAAUAAUAGUGGUAAUGUGGAGGACAGAGAGGAGGAAAGAUAGCUACAUCUUUAUUUCCUCUUAGAUGCAGGAGAGCAUUGCGAAAUUGUUGUUGAAAUACUUUGGGCUUGAAAACCCCAUGUCUUAACAUCCUGCCAAAGCAGCAAAGGAUGUAAUGCCAACUCAUGCACAGUUCUACAAUUAGCAAAUACUGGAAGAAGAAAAAGGCUUUAAAGUGUCUCUGCUCACAGCUGGACAGUAGAUAUGGACUCAUCUCGACAGGUGGACUUCAGGCCUCGAAGCGCCGGGUCAAUUUCAGCACUUGUUGUGGUGAAUAUUAUAUGGUGGAUGGUUAUGAUUGCUGCCAUUGGAAUGGGGACCAUACAUCUGGGCCAUUGUCAGGUAGAGCCCAACAUUCCCAUCUACCUGAUAGUGAUGGGAGCGGCCAGCGUCAUCUCCCUGUGUCUGACCUACACCGGAGCCUUCUGGGAUGAUGGUGCUGCCUGCGUCCUGAGCUCGGCCUGCAUAGCCCUCCUGCACCUCUUCACUUUCUGCUGGUUCAUUGCAGGCACUGUCUGGGUUUAUUCUGUAUAUCCUCCCAGCUACACACCAGGCAAACAUUACUGCCACAAGACAGUGUUCCAGUUUGCCUUUAUUGUCACCACCUUCAUGUGGGUUGUUCUGAGUCUCAUGUUUGUCCUUGGCUGUUGCUGCGCUGCACUGGCCUGCUGUAAGACUGUGAGGGCAGUUCGCCUCUUUAUACCCAACCGCUACUCUUUCUAUGGAGGGACAACUGAUUAUCAAGACAUCUCUGCUGGUGAUGUGUGAUUUAAAUCCUGGUUCUGAAUCCUGGUGGUGUCUUGACAAUGGGUUUUACAGGAGUGAAGCUUUUCCCAAAUUUUGACAGCAGUGAUACUGAUUCUGCUCCUGUUGUUGAGGGUUAUUUUUAUCAUUUGUGGUAGUUGUUAUAAACUAAGGCUUAUAAAGGGUUUUUGGCAACUACAAGUAUUUAAAUAGCAGCUCUCAAAACUGCUUUCUUCUACAAUCUUCCUGUAAAGCUUGAAUAAAUAUGCUUACUUCACCUGAGAUUUAAGUUAUAUUUUUGCUAAUUUAGAUGUGUUUGUUUUCCGUUACAGCACACAAGUGACUGUGAACAUAUGAACAUGAGUUUUUCUACACAGGCCGAGUGUAGUCUAAUCUAAGACCUGCUGAAACAUCACAUCACUUUCUCACAACAGCACUGUCAUGUCACGUGCUUCCUGCUUACACCAACAUCAAACAGUAUACAUCUGAGCCAGAAGAAGAUGUCAGAUAAUCCGGUGGCAGCUAACAUACAUUCAGUAUUGAGAUGAAACAUAAAUAGAUAUUAGUAUUAUGUGUUUUUAUAUUUUAAUCUACUGCAUGUCUGAAAGAUGUUUUUUGCAUUUUGUGCAUUGUACAGUAUUGCCUGAAAAUGAAUAAAGAAAUGCUGGCUUUGA
Messenger RNA from Lates calcarifer (barramundi perch), 1460 nucleotides. Its product is annotated as transmembrane protein 272. The coding region runs from base 247 to 810 and encodes 187 amino acids. The transcript is spliced from 5 exons. The record is from RefSeq and is a predicted model, not a curated record. NCBI's taxonomy places the organism in Eukaryota, Metazoa, Chordata, Actinopteri, Centropomidae.